AUGUCCUCAAUACCUAUUAGAUACUUUUUAAUAUUGAUUCAUUGUUCAUUAUCUUUGGUAGGCUUACUGCUUUGUGGUUUAUCUCUAAAAUUUGAAUGGGCAUCUAUAAAUCAAUGCACAUAUAUAUUCGAAUGGCUGAGUGGCAAAGGAACACUCUUCAUUGAUGAGUUCAAUGGAGUUUUUGGUAAUUUGCCAUUCGAUUUCGAUUUAGGAGAUAAUCAUUGGAUGAUACCGAUUCCCAAGUUUCCUGGUGGUGGUGCUCAGUCGUUUAUUGACUCUGACCAAGUGCGAACCUAUAUAAUCAAACAAUUUGCGCUGAUGUUGGUUGGAAUUGGUCUACUAGCACUAUCUAUAUUCCCAUUUGGCACUGUACUAUACAAACGACUACCCUAUGCCCGAGUUCUCUUUGCUCUGCCUCUCGCAUUCGUUGUGGCAUCGGUCACUAUCUUUCAAUAUCAAGUUGUACCAUGGUUUAAAAACAAUCUCUAUUGUAAUGUAGAGCAAGAUGGACUUGGUUUAACACUUUCAUAUAUUGCUAUGGCGGCAAUCUGUACAAAUAUUAUCAUACUCAUCUUUGUAUCACUCUAUUUACAUCAAAAACGAAAAAAGAUUAAAGAGGAUUCAUAUUUAUUAUCAAAAUAG
Molecule: messenger RNA, 642 nt
Organism: Heterostelium album PN500
Lineage: Eukaryota; Evosea; Eumycetozoa; Acytosteliales; Acytosteliaceae
Exons: 3
Coding region: 1-642 (213 amino acids)
Source: RefSeq, a predicted model, not a curated record